UCUGAGAAAGGGUUCAGCCUUUUGCAAAGAGGCACCAGAGUUGAGACCUUGGAAUAAAAGUUGGAGAAGUAUUACAAUUCAGAAAGUGACAAAAAGGGCAUGUCAUAAAUAAAGUCACCCUACCCUACACUACACUACACUACACAUGCUCAACAAAAAUUCCUUUAGUCAACUCAACUAUAUAUCACCACAGUUCUUAUCCUCAAUCUCUCUUUAUCAACUAUGUUGCAACCCUUCAUCACUUUCUUCACCUUCCUUCAUAGGAAGGCCAAAUCCAUGUUCAAGCAUCCAAGAAGAAUCAAAGAAACCCUAGCCAAGAGAAAAUUCUCUUCAUCUUCUUUCCUUGAGAUGGAACUUUCCUCUCAGUUUCAUCAAGUUUUCAAGCUGAUUGACUCUAAUGGGGAUGGGAAGAUCUCAGCCAGUGAGCUGAGUGAGGUGCUUGCAUGCCUUGGAUACAACAAGUGCAGUGCUGCAAAAGAAGCUGAAUGCAUGGUCAGAGUGUUGGACUUCAAUGGAGAUGGGUUUGUGGACUUGGAUGAGUUCAUGGUUGUUGUCAUGAAUGGCAUGGAAAAGGAAGAAAAAGACGAAGAAGAAGAAGAAAAAAUUGAUGGUUAUCUCAUGGAUGCUUUUCUUUUGUUUGAUAGUGACAAAAAUGGCCUCAUUUCAGCGAAGGAACUGCACAGAGUUCUGUUGAAUCUAGGGUGUGAAAAUUGCAGCCUCAGAGAGUGUAAACGUAUGAUCAAAGGUGUUGAUAAGAAUGGAGAUGGCUUUGUAGAUUUUGAAGAAUUUCGAUGCAUGAUGCAAACUGGAGUUGCAAGUUAGAAGUGUUUGUGUUUCUGUGUUUGUUUUUUUUUUUUCUUUCUUUCUUACUUUUCUCAGAACACAAACAUGUCUCAACUAAUGUAAUUAACAUGAUGGUUUUUUUUUUUUUUUUU
Vigna unguiculata (cowpea) is the source of this 935-nucleotide messenger RNA. Its product is annotated as putative calcium-binding protein CML18. The record is from RefSeq and is a predicted model, not a curated record. Lineage: Eukaryota; Viridiplantae; Streptophyta; Magnoliopsida; Fabales; Fabaceae. Gene Ontology annotation, molecular function: calcium ion binding.